AUGUCGGCGCCUUUCAAGAAAAAACCGACCGGCCUGGCGGCCUUUGCUCGAGCCGGGUCGGAGAGCUCGGUCGUCGUCAAGGCCGCACCGCUUCUGCCGAGCGCUGAAGCGCCAGCCGAGAGGCGAUCGGAAUCGCCUCGUCAUACCGCACAAGAAGCCUCGCGGCUGGAAACUGCCGAUCCCGCGAGGUUCCCCCUCCCGUCUGGCCACAUUGGCACUCCCCGCAAAGCGAACGGCGAGGUGGUCGGUCCAGGCUUGCUCCAACCGGCCCCACGCAUGACCCGAGCCGCUUCCACGUCGCACCGCGGUCCAGCCGGCCCGAGAGACCGCCUGGCCACUAUAUUUUCUGGUUCCCAGCUGGGCGACGAUUUCAUGAAUUCGGCCGUCUCCACCCCCGAUCAUGAACCGGCAGCGGACCAGGGUCGGGACGAGGAAGCUACACCACAUCCACGGGAGGAGCGCAGGCAUGCCAUCCCAACUCGCUACAUGGAUGCGAGGGGCCAACACCCUCCAGUCACCGCCCCUUCUUUUGUACUGGAUGAAAAGCUGCAGAUGACGGUGGUCAACGCCAUCAAAGGCUCGUUUCCCCACCAAAUGACCGACGGCUUUCAAGACGACAUCAUCCCCGCACGCGAGAAGCGUGUCUCAAACUACGCCAACGACGGCAGCCAUGGCCCUUGGAAAGCAGCUACACAGCCACAGUUGCCUUUCCGGCAGGCUAGAAUCAAGAGGCUACCCGGUCCUGGUCCGCGAGUGUCCCGUGAGAAUCCCAAGGUCCGUAGACGGAGCCCAUCCGUCGAGAGCGCCGAAUGGCAAGGGCUGCGCAGGAGAGACGGACCCCCUCCCGAAGCCAAGACCAAUUACGAUGCCAACAACUCGCCGGUCGAGGAACUGGGGCCGGCCAGCGAAUACGGGGAGGCGCCUUCGGCACCUGGCCUGCGAGAUGACGGCCGACGACGAGUCGCCUUGACCUCUGCGCAGACCGGCGAUGCGCGGCACCGGCAGCCCAAGCGGCGCCGAGAAAGCCUCGACUACGAUGACAAUCUGCUCAGCGGCAUGUCGUACCAGGAUCUCCAGGAUGAGCCUUUCGACGACGAUCCUACCGUCGCUCGCGGACGCGGCGGCCCCGAAGCCGCCAUCAAGCUCCCGUUGAAGCUGGAACAGUUUCGACAGCAGAGGGGAGGGGAGCAGACGCAGAUGUUUGCGGCCAUGUCCAUGGAGGAUUGGGAAGCCUCCGGCGACUGGUUCGUCGAUCAGUUUGCCGACAUGAUGAAGAAGCUCCGAGAGGCACGGCGCAGCAAGCGUCUUCUGGUCCGCGCCUUCGAGGACGAGGCCGCGCGGCGCGAGGAAGCGGUGCGUCAUCGCUCGCAAACCAUCGAUAGGAAGCUGGCCAGGAUGAGGCAAGACGGACUGCGUGUCGUUGAAGACAAGAACGCGUAA
This is a messenger RNA of Drechmeria coniospora, 1440 nucleotides long. RefSeq lists its product as uncharacterized. Bases 1 to 1440 code for a protein of 479 amino acids. Gene Ontology annotation, biological process: nucleolar large rRNA transcription by RNA polymerase I. Gene Ontology annotation, molecular function: RNA polymerase I core promoter sequence-specific DNA binding; TBP-class protein binding. Gene Ontology annotation, cellular component: RNA polymerase I core factor complex. The record is from RefSeq and is a predicted model, not a curated record. NCBI's taxonomy places the organism in Eukaryota, Fungi, Ascomycota, Sordariomycetes, Hypocreales, Ophiocordycipitaceae. The transcript has a single exon.